GACGUCACGCGGCACAGCCGGCACUAGCUACGGGAGUUCAGCUCUGCGCCGCGUAGCGGUUUUGGGUCUGCGCGACUUUGCGCGUAGGAUUACUGAUUUGAAAUGCAGCGGGAUUUAGUGAGUUUCCCGCUCUCUCCUGCGGUGCGGGUAAAGCUUGUGUCUGCAGGUUUCCAGACUGCAGAGGACCUCCUGGAGUUGAAACCCUCCGAGCUCAGCAAAGAAGUUGGGAUAUCAAAAGAGGAAGCCUUAGAAACUCUGCAAAUUAUAAGAAGAGAAUGUCUCACAAAUAAACCAAGAUAUGCUGGUACAUCUGAGUCAGGCAAGAAGUGUACAGCACUGGAACUUCUUGAGCAGGAGCAUACUCAGGGCUUCAUAAUUACCUUCUGUUCAGCACUAGAUAAUAUUCUUGGGGGUGGAGUACCCUUGAUGAAAACAACAGAAAUUUGUGGUGCACCAGGUGUUGGAAAAACACAGUUAUGUAUUCAGUUAGCAGUAGAUGUGCAGAUACCAGAAUGUUUCGGAGGAGUGGCAGGUGAAGCAAUUUUUAUUGAUACAGAGGGAAGUUUUAUGAUUGAUAGAGUGGUAGAUAUUGCUACUGCCUGUAUUCAGCACCUUCAGCUUAUAGCAGAAACACACAUAGGUGAAGUUCCACAACCAAAGGUUCGAUUAGUAAUAGUGGAUGGUAUUGCUUUUCCUUUUCGUCAUGACAUAGAUGACCUAUCUCUUCGUACUCGGUUGUUAAAUGGCCUCGCCCAGCAAAUGAUCAGCCUUGCAAAUAGCUACAAGUUAGCUGUAAUUUUAACCAAUCAGAUGACAACAAAGAUUGAUAAAAAUCAGGCUUUCCUGGUUCCUGCAUUAGGGGAAAGUUGGGGACAUGCUGCUACAAUACGGCUAAUCUUUCAUUGGGACCAAAAGCAAAGGUUGGCAACGUUACACAAAUCACCAAGCCAGAAGGAAUCUACAGUACUGUUCCAAAUCACACCUCAGGGAUUUAGAGAUGCUGUUGUUGCUGCUGCAUGUUCAUUUCAGACAGAAGGUUCAUUGAAUUCCCGGAAACGGUCUCGAGAAACAGAGGAAGAACAAUAACCCAGAAACUAAUCUCAAUGUAUGAUGCUGUGAAAUCACUGCAUACAAGUAACAGACUCAUUACUUUAAAAUAUAAACACACACCAUGGCAUGAAUGAGUCAGGAUUAUCUGAAAUGAGUGGGACAAAUACUUAAGGAAUAUGAUUUUCUGAAAAAGUUUUUCUAAAGCAAUGUUCUACAAUUAUAUUUUGACCUGUUCAGUUAACAUUCAAUAGAUAUAGCGUAGGUAUUAUAUUUCAUAAAUGUGGAAAGUGAAUGUCAUAUGGCAGUUUGAAUUUAGCAUUCAUAUUGUUUUUCCUCUUUCUUUGCCAAUUGCCUAGAAAAUCCUAAGAAGUAAAGAUUUUUUUCAUAUUCUUACUGUGUUCUCUUUAAAUAUAAUUCUAGCUCAGCAGCCGUAGCUCAGUGGUUAGGAUGCCAGCCACAUACACCGAGGCUGGCAGG
Molecule: messenger RNA, 1527 nt
Organism: Otolemur garnettii (small-eared galago)
Lineage: Eukaryota; Metazoa; Chordata; Mammalia; Primates; Galagidae
Gene: RAD51C
Product: RAD51 paralog C
Exons: 9
Coding region: 103-1086 (327 amino acids)
Biological process (GO): DNA repair; reciprocal meiotic recombination; meiotic DNA recombinase assembly
Cellular component (GO): Rad51C-XRCC3 complex; Rad51B-Rad51C-Rad51D-XRCC2 complex; replication fork
Molecular function (GO): ATP-dependent DNA damage sensor activity; crossover junction DNA endonuclease activity; four-way junction DNA binding
Source: RefSeq, a predicted model, not a curated record